Molecule: messenger RNA, 393 nt
Organism: Syzygium oleosum
Lineage: Eukaryota; Viridiplantae; Streptophyta; Magnoliopsida; Myrtales; Myrtaceae
Exons: 1
Coding region: 1-393 (130 amino acids)
Source: RefSeq, a predicted model, not a curated record
AUGGACAAUUGGCCUGUGCUGAGUCGCCUCAAGAGGGCCGUGAAAAAGGCGAGACUCCUCUUGAGCUUCGAUGUCCGCCGGUGGCGCCUCGCGCUGGUGAUCGGCGCCGCAUCGGGCAAGAGCUGGCAGCGGCGCCGCCUGAGCUUUGACGACUGGCCCGGGCUGAUGGGCUGCAUGGACGACGGCGGCCGAGCCGGGUCCGAGAGCUCGGGCUCUCGCCGGGAGAUCUGGAGGACGAUGAGCUACCCGUCGUCGCCGUCGGAGGAGGACGACAUCGACAAGAGGGCGGACGUGUUCAUCUCGAACUUCCAUCGGCAGCUUCAGAUGGAGAGGCAGAUCUCUCUUGAGCUCAGAUAUUGCAGAGCAAAUAGUUUUGGCUCCAUGUCUUCUUGA